AUGGAUAGCAUGAGUGAGGCAUUUGAUCAAAUGCAAAUGGUCAAGGAUGUUCUAGCCAACAGUGAUAAAGUUUCAGAGGUCCUACAAGAGUCUACUCAUCAGUUCAACCUGCUUACUUCACCCACCUUCCUACCAAAGGUCAAGGAUCAAGGGAAAUUCACUCUCCCUUGCACACUUGGGCAUCUUGAGAUUGACAAUGCCUUAGUGGAUUCUGGAGCAAGCAUCAAUCUGAUCUCUCUCUCCAUGGCAGAGAAGCUAGGCAUUGCUGGAGCCUUGCAGCGCCCUACUACUUCAAUCAUGUUUGGAGAUGCAACUUCUAAGUCUCCUCUUGGAGUGUUCAAGAACUAUCACUUGAAAAUUGGAGAAUGCAUCAUCCAAACUGAUCUCACUGUGAUGGAAAUGGAAGAAGAGAAGGAUUACCUCUGUUAUUGGGAACCCCUUUCCUUAGUACAGUUGGCGCUUCAAUAG
Molecule: messenger RNA, 468 nt
Organism: Microthlaspi erraticum
Lineage: Eukaryota; Viridiplantae; Streptophyta; Magnoliopsida; Brassicales; Brassicaceae
Source: the annotation of a GenBank genome assembly